Messenger RNA from Ostrinia nubilalis (European corn borer), 4460 nucleotides. RefSeq names its product integrin beta-PS (gene mys). The transcript is spliced from 17 exons. NCBI's taxonomy places the organism in Eukaryota, Metazoa, Arthropoda, Insecta, Lepidoptera, Crambidae. The record is from RefSeq and is a predicted model, not a curated record. The coding region runs from base 515 to 3010 and encodes 831 amino acids. Gene Ontology annotation, biological process: cell migration; cell-matrix adhesion; integrin-mediated signaling pathway. Gene Ontology annotation, cellular component: cell surface; integrin complex; focal adhesion. Gene Ontology annotation, molecular function: integrin binding.
CAUUAGUCACGCGUGUAUCCGGCGCGGGCGCAGGUCGCGUCGCUCUGCACUCUGCGUCUCGAUAAUAACGUAACACUGUUUGCAAUAAAAAAAAAACUCGUUAAAACGAAAGAGAAACGACUUCUUUUGUCGCUAAAGGGUAGUAGGUCAGUGAAAAGUUUAAGUAAAAGUGAUUAAAAAGUUAAAAGGGACACACCGAAACAGUUUAUAAUUUUUGCCUUGAUUUUUGGAAAUAUUGAUUGGGUUUUAGUGACUGAUAGUGUUUAAUUAAAAGGAAAACAUGACAUGAGUAUAGUGAUUUCAUCCAAGAAAUUGUUGUUACUAGAAAUGUGAGUAAUGUGACUCAACUAAUAUGACAUUGGAUUGUGAUAACAGUGCUGUGGAAUUUAUUUCUUUCAAAUAAAUCGUCUAGUGCUAGAGUCACGUUGUGUAUAGUGUCUGUAUUUACAUAAAAGUUAAACGUUUACAAGUUCUCCUUGGCUAGAAACUAAGAUCUGAAAAUCGAAUCUUCAAAAUGCAACGACCGAUAAUGCGAUUGCUCAUCUGGGCGUGUCUGGUGGGGCUCUGCUGGUGUCAAAGGGCGGAGCACCUGCUCGCACAGAACCCCUGCUCCAGCAAGACGAGCUGCAGCAACUGCAUUCGCACCCCCAGCUGUGCGUGGUGCUUCGCCCCCGAGUUCAAUGGACCCCGGUGCUUCAACCCCGCGAUGGAGGGCGGCACCGCAGGCUGCAGCGAGGAGUAUAUCUUCAACCCGGACAACCAGCGCUCUAUCGACCCUAUAUACAAUAAGGAGCUGACUAGAGCACAAGGCCGCAUGAGCAUGAGCUCGUCUACCUUCGAAGAGUCCAGCAUGAAAGGCGGCAGCUUCGCAGCUGGCGGCGGAGGCUUCGGAGCAGCGGCUGGUGGCGACAACCUGGUGCAAAUCAGGCCACAGCGAGUCAAACUGCAGUUGAGACAAAAUGCGAUGCAGACGCUGUCUUUCUCGUACUCCCAAGCUCAAGAUUAUCCCGUUGACUUGUACUACCUUAUGGACCUCAGUCGCUCCAUGAAGAACGACAAGGAGAAGCUCAGUACCCUCGGAUCUCUGCUGUCCAGUACCAUGAGGAAUAUUACAUCAAAAUUCAGAAUUGGUUUUGGUUCCUUUGUGGAUAAACUCGUCAUGCCAUAUGUGUCAACUGUGCCUAAAAACUUGAAAUCGCCUUGCGAGGGCUGCGCUGCUCCCUAUGGAUUCAUCAACCAGAUGUCGCUUAGCACCGAUACUGAUAGUUUUGACAGGGCAGUAGCGGACGCAGACGUGUCCGGCAACCUGGACGCGCCGGAGGGCGGCUUCGACGCCAUCAUGCAGGCCGUGGUGUGCAAGCAGCAGAUCGGCUGGCGAGACCAGGCCCGGAGGCUGCUGGUGUUCUCGACCGACGCCGGGUUCCAUUAUGCUGGGGACGGCAAGCUUGGAGGUAUCGUUCAACCAAACGACGGAGAAUGUCACAUGGAAAAUAAUACGUACACGCAUUCAACCAUUCAAGAUUACCCAAGUAUUUCACAGAUCAAUCUAAAGGUGAAACAAAACGCAAUAAACGUUAUAUUCGCGGUGACGACGGAACAAAUUGGCGUGUACGAGGAACUGAGCAAACACAUCGAGGGCUCAAGUAGUGGUGUGCUCAGUGAAGACUCGGGUAACGUCGUGGAGCUCGUGAGAGACCAAUAUAAUAAAAUUACGUCCACAGUCGAGAUGAAAGAUACAUCAAGCGAUGCCGUGCAAAUAUCUUAUUACUCAUCGUGCAAGGGCGGCAAGGAGAAGGAGCAGACCAACAAGUGUGACGGGCUCAAGGUUGGAGAUGUAGUCGAAUUCACCGCUGAGAUCACGUUGAAGGAGUGCCCGAAGGACCCCGAAAAGUGGAAACAAUCAUUCCAGAUUUACCCUGUCGGUGUGUCUGAGACCCUUCACGUGGAAGUGGAAAUGCUCUGUGACUGUCCCUGCGAGCAUAAAGGACACCAUGCCUACGACGACAGCGUAUCCGUAUGCAGCGGGCAAGGCAUCUCCGCUUGUGGAGUUUGCCUCUGCAACCCCGGGCGCUUCGGAAAGGGCUGCGAGUGCUCGGCGCACGGCGGCGUGUCCCUGGAGCAGGAGCGCGGCUGCCGCCCCACCAACGCCACCUUCGGGCCGCUGUGCUCCAACCGCGGCACUUGUAUCUGCGGCGUGUGCGAGUGCAACAAGAUGGAGGACUCCUCCAAGGUGAUAUCUGGCCCGUUCUGCGAGUGCGACAACUUCACGUGCGACUUGAACAAGGGCAAGCUGUGCUCGGGCCCCGAGCACGGCGAGUGCGUGUGCGGCAAGUGCAGCUGCCGGCCCGAGUACACCGGGCCCGCCUGCCAGUGCCUGCGCGACCAGGCGCCCUGCCGCUCGCCCGAAAACGGUGAAAUCUGCAGCGGCAACGGAAAAUGUGUGUGUGGCCAGUGCGUGUGCAACGUCGACGACGAUCGCCACUACUCCGGCAAAUACUGCGACAAGUGUCCGACGUGCCCGGGCAAGUGCGGCGAGUUCAAGGAGUGCGUGCAGUGCGAGGCGCACCAUCGAGGCCCGCUGUACACAGAGGAGCCCACGGGCGCGCCCUGCGGCAACUGCGCGCUACACCCCAUCAUCGUCGAGGGCAAACUCGAAGCGAACGAAACAUUGAACGAGCAUUUAUGUAGUUUCUACGACGACGAAGACUGCUUGUACCUUUACGUGUACUCGUACGACGAAAACCAGCGCUUGCUCAUCCGGGCGCAGAAGGAACGAGAAUGUCCAAAGAAGGUGUUCAUCCUGGGCAUAGUCCUGGGCGUGAUCGCGGCCAUCGUGCUGGUGGGGCUGGCGCUGCUGAUGCUGUGGAAGAUGGUCACCACCAUCCACGAUCGCCGCGAGUUCGCGCGCUUUGAGAAGGAGCGCAUGAUGGCCAAAUGGGACACCGGCGAGAAUCCUAUCUACAAGCAGGCGACCUCAACCUUCAAAAACCCCACGUACGCUGGGAAAUAAUGUGGAUAAUAUUAACUUGACGACACUAAACCAACACACAAGUGUCUGGAGCGGUGAAGACACUUUCUUCGUCGGUUGCAUUUCAUAAGUAAAACAGUAGCAUUAAAAAUAUUAAAAUUGUGAAAGCUUAUUGCUGGUGUUAGAAAAAGUUGCCUUAUAUUGUGCCUUUCAUAUAUUAAAACAUGUUUUAGUGUUUAUUAUACACUCAUCCGCACAUUAUUGACUAGACUUAAUGUAAUAUUACGUGACUAUAUUUUUGUCAGUUUUAAAAAAAUACAAAAAACUGUUUCAAUGCUUAUCGAAUAGAAAUUCUGCGUUGCAAAUUUUAAGGUCUGGAAUAAUCUCAAUAUUAUUAUAUUGAAAGCGUUUUGUACUUAUAUGAGGGAGCGGUAUGUGCUUAUGUGUGUGUAGAUGUAGACUCGGCAAGGUACGAAUUGAAAUUUAGCUUUCCUUGCUUGAAAAGUUUGUAGCAUCCAGAAAAGUAGUGUUGUAAAAUAUCUGUCACAACGACCUGUUUAAUUGUAGAAAUAUUGUAUUCAGAGGCAAUCUCGAGUCUGGAAAUCAGUACAUUAUUUUUUUGUGGAUAAAGAUUUUGUAUGUAGUCAUAAAAAGAGUUUAGACGUUAUAGAUGAAUGAAAUUAGAUGUGUUUGUGAACGUGUGUAAGGGGACUCAUUUUGGUUGUCUGUAUUGUCACUGCCAACAGUCAAGGUUUAAUAGGGUAUUUUACUACAGUCUGCCUUAUUUACUACAUUAUUUCUUGUACUGUCUUUCUUUCUAUUAUCUUUUCUACACUUCUAUUAUACGUGUGCAACUCACAUUUAUUGUAUUAUUAAUUUUUUAAUUUACUUAUAAGUAACUUUAUCAAAAAAGGCAAAAAUAGUAAAUUUACCCUAUUGUCUUCAUCAUAUUGUGUAUGAGAAUGUAUAUUUAAUAGAUUCAAGUUGGCUUCCCUAAUAUUCUGGUGCCUUAUACACCCUAUUAACAGUAAAUAAUAAAACUAGUGCCAUUACUAAUAUAUAAAUGAAGCGGUAUUCCGUAUGUAAUAUUUAUUAAAUUAGAUAUUUUGUAAUGACUUGAAUAUUAAUUUUAUUCUGUAAGUGACAUUUCUGAUUAUACGUAAGUUCAAUUUUGUAUUUACCUUAAUUAAUAAUAUUUUGCAUUUUUGUCAAGUUUUUCUAUCGUUAUUUUUAGGUAUUCUCUGACAACACUUUAGUCUUGCCUUUGUAAAAUUAUUUAAAACAUACUUGAAAUAUUUGAAUAAUCUGUAAUUCAAUAUACCUAAUAAGAGCUUAAGUUUAUUUUCAAUAUUUUCAAAGAAUCAAAAUAUAAAAUAUACGCCAAUAGAGGUUUUGAGAUAUUUACGUUUGUAUAUAAUUAUUUUGAUAAAUCUAUAAAUUAUUUUUAUUUUGUCGUGGUCUCUAAUAGUAGCUAAUAAAAAUAUUAACUCUA